AUGCCAUGGGUAUCUUUUAGGCAUAGCAUAGAACUGGGAGGUUUAGCAAGUCCUUCUCCUACUCUAGUUGCCAUUGAGCUAGGCAAGGAAAUACCCGUUUCGACAUUUGCGCUUGAAUCAUUGCGAUCUCUUAAAAAAAUGCCAUUUCCGAUGACAUUUGAAAACGUAAUAUUUCCUCCAAAUGGCGUGUAUAAAUUACCAGAAAUGCCAAGAGAACCAGUCUACGAUGAAUCAAAAGGCGAAAUACGCUAUAAAAGUGCUAAAAGGAUGAUUGAUGUUCGAGGAGUAGAAGAAAUUCAUACAGAAUUAAUACAUAAUCAAUAUGGAUUAGCGGUAAAAUCAGGUGGAUUUAUACGUUUCGAAGAUUUCGAUUAUGUGCGAAAUAUUUUAAACAAGAAAUUACUGGAUCGACAAUUCGCUAUUUGGCGAGUUCCAGCUCCAUGGUUACCUCGGACGCGGAAAGGCCAUGGAAAAAGAUUGGGUGGAGGUAAGGGUAAUAUUAAAGAAUAUGUCACACCAGUUCGUAAAAAUCGGAUUAUUCUGGAAUUAGGAGGGCAUAUAAUUGAACCAGAGGCCGUUGGAUAUUUAUUUCCACUUUGUCUCAAAUUCCCGUUUCCAGUUGAAAUCGUAAGUGCUGAAUUAUUAGCAAUACGACGACAAAAAGCUAAACUCAUUGAAGAUUUAAAUGAAAAUAAAUUUAAUUGGGAUCUCUUAAUAAAAUAUAAUAUGCAAGAUUGUAGAAGUUGGUUAUCAUCAUAUGAUAUUGCAUGGAGAGGACAGCAUAGGUAUGUGAUGUGCCAUAUCGCUUGUGCUCUAAGUAUUGCGGAAAAUAUAUUCCUUUUGCUUUUAACAUCGGUCUCUUCUUCCGAAAAUUAUGUAAUGCACAAAGUUUCUUUUGUGGGUUUUACGAUUUGUUCACUAAUUUAUAUGAUUGCUGCUUCGACACUUUUUCACUAUUCUGGUCGUCGGCGUACUUCUUCUUUGGGAGAACUUUCGUUUCAAUACAAAGUAUUAAUGUGUUUUUCGUCGUUUUUAUCAGUGCUAACUGCUGUAUACUUCUUUUAUCGACAUAAUGCCUACUGCGAACCGGGAAUUUAUAGUUUUUUUGCCAUUUCCGAAUAUGCUUUUAUUUUGUCGAAUAUUUUUUUUCAUUCUACUUCAGAUUCUUAUUCUUGUCUGGAUUGCAAUACUUCUUUUACUAGGAUUACGUAUAAUUCCCAUUUAAAAUGCGUAACGGAGGAAGUAAAGUAUGGUGGAAUAAAUCAUGUUCCCGUUGCAAAGAAAGGCGAAAUUAAACAAAAUUUAUGGGUCGAACAAGUCCAAAAAGCUAUUAAGAACGUUAAAAAUAGCGAGUUAAAACAACUUCUCGAAAAAAUUCUCAGUUUCCAUAACAUUCCUCGUAAAGAAAUCAAAUUUGUAAAUUUCUUGCAAAAUUCAUUUAGGAUAAAAGAUAAAGAAUUAUGCUUAGAGGCCUGGAAAUGCAUUAAUGAACAAAUGAAUCAUCUAAAAUGCAGUAAUGGAUUUCAAGAAAAAGUGGUUGAUUGCGAAAAGAAAAAUGGUAUUGAGCCAGACCAAGAUAAUUUGGAAGUAUCAAAUGAUCCGUCGAAAUCUAAAUUCAAAUGGAAAAAGGCAAUUAAAAGAACGCUGAAAAACGCUGAAAACCAUCAAAUAAAAUUAAAAAAAUUAAGAAAAUCGGUGAUCUCCGAAUAUCGUCAAUUGACUGAAAAUAUAGAAGAUGAAAAAAUUUUGCAGAAAAUAUUUCAUGAAAAAUUGAAUUCUUUAAAUGUUAUGAUAGAAGGAAAAAUGGUUUGUUUACGUACAAAUUCGUAA
Molecule: messenger RNA, 1830 nt
Organism: Dracunculus medinensis (Guinea worm)
Lineage: Eukaryota; Metazoa; Nematoda; Chromadorea; Rhabditida; Dracunculidae
Source: the annotation of a GenBank genome assembly